Cyprinus carpio (common carp) is the source of this 1258-nucleotide messenger RNA. RefSeq names its product transmembrane protein 101-like. Gene Ontology annotation, biological process: positive regulation of canonical NF-kappaB signal transduction. The transcript is spliced from 4 exons. The record is from RefSeq and is a predicted model, not a curated record. The coding region runs from base 63 to 839 and encodes 258 amino acids. NCBI's taxonomy places the organism in Eukaryota, Metazoa, Chordata, Actinopteri, Cypriniformes, Cyprinidae.
CACAAGAACGAUUCGUUCACUAUCUCUAGGAAGGAGGUGACACGCUUCCGCCAUCCGGAGCCAUGGCUGCUGUAACCAGCAAAAAAGCACUGCGAUUUUUCUCUCAGUUCGGAGCUUUUAUUCUGACUCGGUUCAGCUUCUGGAACUGCUUCAGUAUGUUGAUGCUGUUCGCGGAGCGCGCGGAUGUCAAACGGAAGCCAGACAUCCAGGUGCCUUACCUGUACUUUGAUUUAGGAGCUGCAGUGUUGUGUGCCAGCUUCAUGUCGUUCGGAGUGAAGAGAAGGUGGUUCUCUCUGGCCGCUGCGCUUCACCUGGCCCUCAGCACAUAUGUGUCCUAUGUGGGGGGUCAGGUCCAUUAUGGAGACUGGCUGAAGGUGAGGAUGUACUCCAGAGCCAUGGCCAUCACAGGAGGGUUUCUGGUGCUGGCCAGCGGAGCAGGAGAGGUUUACCGACAGAAACCCCGCACACGCUCGCUGCAGGCCACCGGACAGGUCUUCCUGGGGAUUUACUUGAUCUGUGUGGUGAGUCCAGCUCUCACAGAAACUGACCCCAGACGGAGGGUCUUGUCCUAUCUGGACCAUAUUCCCGGCGGUGAGGUCACGGUCCAGCUGCUGGGGGUUGUGUUUGGGGUGUUGGCGCUCUCUUAUCUCUCGGGCUGCUAUGUGCGAGUGGCUUCCCAGAUCCUGGCCGUGCUCUUACCUCUGAUUGUGCUGUUCAUCGACGGAAACAUGGCGUACUGGCACCACAGCUGCCGUGUGGAGUUCUGGAACCAGAUGAAGCUCAUCGGGCAGAACGUGGGCAUCUUCGGAGCCGUGCUGAUUCUAGCCACAGACAGCUGAAGACCGAGGCGUACAGCAGGAGAGAACGAGCAUGUGUCUCAGGGGAUAAAGAGAAUAACGCUCUGAAACCGACAGAGGUGGACCUGGAAUCUGCCGUCGCAAGCACAGUGUCUUCAGCAGACUGUUUACAUUUAAUUCAUUUCCAUUUUUUAAUGCAUUAUUUAAAAAUUAAGAACGACUAGGAGUCUUAAAAGUUCAAUUAAAGUUGAAUGAUGCAUUUGAGGGGAGUCUGGAAACACAUUAUUGUCAUACAUAUUAUAUGAUGUCAUUUUGUUGUAUAGUAAUGUGGGAUUUUUCCCCAUGUUACCGACAUUUAAAAUGCAGUUGCAUUGUUUGCUGCUUGUAUUUAGUUUGGAUUCCUUAUACGACUUCUAUAAAAGCAUCACGGUGUCAAUUAAAACAUUUUUGUAUGGAACCUA